This is a messenger RNA of Lactuca sativa (garden lettuce), 579 nucleotides long. The record is from RefSeq and is a predicted model, not a curated record. Lineage: Eukaryota; Viridiplantae; Streptophyta; Magnoliopsida; Asterales; Asteraceae.
AUGUAUGGAAUUCCAGUUCCAAGGUAUGCAUUAGUAAAUAGGGACAAACCAUAUCAAGAUUUGGAGUAUUUUGUUGAGGAAGAAGAUUUUGUUGAUGUUCAUGGGCAGCGAUUUUGGAAGCCUUUUGUAGAGAAGCCUGUUUAUGUCGCUUGGAAUUGCAUUGGCACAAAGCUUGCAUCUGGAUCUGUGGAUCAAAUAGCUUGGGUAUGGCAUAUUGAGCCCCAUGGCCAUUGCAAGGUUAAGGAUCUUGAACUAAAGGGGCAUACAAAUAGUGUAGAUCAGUUAUGUUGGGAUCCUAAACACGCCGACUUGAUUGCCACUGCUUCAGGUGGAAAAUGUUCACAACAAGCAAAACUCAGUGGGGAGAACAUUAACAUUACCUAUAAACCAGAUGGGACUCAUGUAGCAGUUGGGAACCAGGAUGUUGAACUGACAAUACUGGAUGUUCAAAAAUUCAAACCCAUCCAUAAACGCAAAUUCAACUAUGAGGUAAAUGAGAUUGCAUGGAACAUGAGUGGGGACAUGUUCUUCUUGACUACACUCCCCUCUGGUGUUGGUAACCCUAACCUUGCACUGUAG